Corapipo altera (White-ruffed manakin) is the source of this 5384-nucleotide messenger RNA. Its product is annotated as multiple epidermal growth factor-like domains protein 6. The record is from RefSeq and is a predicted model, not a curated record. Lineage: Eukaryota; Metazoa; Chordata; Aves; Passeriformes; Pipridae. Gene Ontology annotation, molecular function: calcium ion binding; protein binding. The transcript has 38 exons. Bases 59 to 4843 code for a protein of 1594 amino acids.
CGGGUGGUGCUGGAGCUGCCGCGGCCGCUCCAUCCUCCCUUUCCCCCCCGGCAGCGCGAUGGGAGCGGGGCCGGCGCUCCUGUGCCCGUUCCUGUGCUGGGCUCUGGCGAGCGCGGCCGCGGAGCCGCGGCUGCAGCGGGGCAUGCCAAAUGUGUGCCCAGUGUUUGAGUUGGCACUGGUGGGACACCAAGAGCCCUGUGUUCAAGCCUUUAGUCGGAUGGUCAAGAUGUGGAAACAAGGGUGUACAAAGAGGAGAUGGUGUGUGAGCUAUGAGAGAAGGUCUGGGUACUACACAGUUUACAAGCAGGUGUACAGGAUGGAGCACCAGACUGUCUACAAGUGCUGCCCUGGGUGGGUCCAGCGUGACAACGAGCCGGGCUGUUUGCACUUGCUCUGCACAGCUGGCACUUGUUUCAAUGGAGGCAAAUGUUCUGAAGAAGGAUCCCAGGUGUGCCAGUGUCCUGCAGGAUUUCAGGGUCCUCGCUGCCAGUAUGAUGUCAACGAGUGCACCGCGGAGAAUGGGGGCUGUCAGGACCAGUGCUGCAACACCGUCGGCAGCUACCACUGCAAGUGUCCAGCUGGCCAGAAACUGGAGGAAGAUGGAAAAUCAUGUGGAGACGUGGAUGAGUGUGCUGUGGUGAACGGUGGCUGCCAGCAAGGCUGUGUCAACACUCCCGGCUCCUUCCACUGCCAGUGCCGGGCGGGAUUCCGGCUCCACGCCGACGGACGCACUUGCAUCGCCCUCCAUUCCUGCAGUGUUAACAACGGGGGCUGUGAGCAGGAGUGUGUUCAGCUCGAUGACCACUACAAGUGCCAGUGCCAGCCAGGCUACCAGCUGAGGAGGGAUGCCAAAUCCUGUGAAGCAAUAGACCCCUGCACAAGUGGGAACGGAGGAUGCUCACAAAUCUGUCAAAACGCGGGAGGAAUUGCAAAAUGCGAGUGUCAUCCAGGGUAUUAUCUUUCUGCAGACAAAAAGUCCUGUUUAGACAUUGACGAGUGUGCAGAAGGCAGAGCCAGGUGUGCUCAUCGUUGUGUGAACACUCUGGGAUCCUUCACCUGUGCCUGUAAUCCCGGCUUCGAGCUGGGGGCUGAUGGAAAGCAGUGCUACCGCAUCGAGAUGGAAAUCGUCGAUAGCUGCCAGGAGGGCAACGGGGGCUGCUCCCACCACUGCGAGCACACGGCCGCGGGGCCCCGCUGCUCCUGCGACAGCGGAUAUCGCCUGGGCAUGGAUGGACAGACCUGCACGGAGGUGGAUGAGUGUGAGACUGGGGAGUCCUGCUGCUCCCAGUUCUGCAUCAACUACGCAGGGGGCUACGAGUGUGCCUGCAAAGGGGGGUUCCAGCUCAACGCCGACGGCUGCGCCUGCGACGAUGUGGAUGAAUGUCGUGUGGAUAAUGGCAACUGUGACCAUUUCUGUGUUAAUUCCCUGGGGUCAUACGAAUGUGCCUGUAAGGAGGGGUACAGGCUCGGUGAUAACAGAUGGGCCUGUGUCGCCCUAGGUGGGGAGGAGGUGGAUGCAGACGAGGCAGUGGGGUUCGCUGGUGCUCCGGGGCUGCAGUUCCGAGGUCCCCCCCAGCUCCUCCGCUACGCACUCGGGGCCCUCUACGAGGAUGAAGACCCCCGAGGAGAGCUCACCCUGGUGCACAGGGUCGUUUGCCUUGAUAACACUUUUGGCCACGACUGCAGCCUGAGGUGUGAGGACUGUCUGAACGGGGGCUGGUGUGACAGCGACCACAGCGGCUGCAUUUGCCCCCCUGGCUGGACUGGAGUUAUCUGCAAUCAGACUUGUCCCCCCGGGACCUAUGGCAGAGGCUGUGCUGGUGUCUGCAAGUGCCAGAACGGAGGCUCCUGUGACCCCGGCUCGGGGCAGUGCCACUGCCCGCCCGGAGUGCACGGCCGGCUCUGCGAGGACGGUUGCCCGAAGGGUUUCUUUGGGAAGAACUGUAACAAGCCGUGCAGCUGUGCCAACAAGGGCUACUGCCACAGACUUUAUGGAGCCUGCCUGUGUGACCCCGGGCUCUACGGGCGCUUCUGCCACCUCACCUGUCCCAGGUGGGCCUUCGGAGCGGGCUGCUCAGAGGAGUGUCAGUGUGUGAAGGAGCACACGCUGGAGUGCAACGCCAGGAACGGCUCCUGCACCUGCAAGCCUGGGUAUCACGGCAAGAAGUGUCAGAAAGAGUGCACACCUGGCUUUUAUGGGGCUGGUUGCAAGCUGAGGUGCAACUGUCCUCCUGAUAUUUUGUGUGAUCCUGAGACAGGAGUCUGCAAACAUCUGUGUCCACCUGGGUUUCAUGGAGAAAAAUGCCAUUUAUCUUGUCAACCUGGGAGCUUUGGGGUGAGCUGCAGGCAGAGGUGCAACUGUGGAGGAGCACCAUGUGAUCCAAAGACAGGGCAGUGUGUUUGCCCAGCUGGGAAGACUGGUGCUACGUGUGAGCAAGAUUGCCCAGCUGGGUGGUGGGGACCAGACUGCCAGUCCUCCUGUGAGCCCUGUGCCAACGGGGGACAGUGCAACAGAGAAACUGGAGCCUGUGACUGUCCCCCUGGCUACACUGGGGUAUCCUGCUCUGACACCUGCCCUGAUGGCUCCUAUGGACCAAAGUGCCACUUGCUGUGCAGCUGUGGCAGCAGUGCCCAGUGUCACCACGUCACUGGAGAGUGCUCGUGUCCCCCGGGCUGGACUGGCCACGGCUGCAAACACCCCUGCAGCAGCGGCCGCUGGGGCCCACGCUGUGAGAACUCGUGUGUCUGCAGCAACGGCGACGGCACCUGCGACCCCGUCAGCGGCUCCUGCCUCUGCGAGCCGGGAUUCACCGGGACACGCUGCGAGCACAGGUGCCCCGAGGGAAGCUUUGGCCCGGGCUGUGAGCACAGCUGUCAGUGCCAGAAUGGAGCUGCCUGUGACCACAUCAGCGGAGCCUGCGCCUGCACAGCGGGCUGGACAGGAACCUUCUGUGAGAGAGCUUGUCCAGAAGGAUUCUUUGGGCUUGACUGCCACCAGGUGUGCAAGUGCAAGAAUGCUGCUGGCUGUGACCACGUCCUGGGCACGUGCCGCUGCCUCCCGGGCUGGCUGGGAGAGACCUGCGAGCAGCCCUGCCAGGGGAAUAGCUACGGGCCGGGCUGCAGCAACACUUGUCACUGUCACAACGGAGCACUCUGUCAUCACGUCACUGGGACGUGCCUUUGUAGCCCGGGCUGGAAAGGAGCCACCUGCCAAGAAGGCUGCCCUCCUGGAUGGUACGGUGCAAACUGCCUCCAGCGCUGUGUCUGCCACGGCCAGGCCACGUGUGACAGUGUGACAGGAGAGUGCCAGUGUCCCCAGGGCUGGACAGGGACAGCAUGUGAGCUGGAUUGUGGGGAUGGGCAGCAUGGAGAGGGCUGUGGGCAGAACUGCAGCUGCCACCAUGGGGUGUGUGACCAGCCCUCGGGGAAAUGCGUCUGUCGUGCCGGCUGGACUGGGGACCACUGUGAUGUUGCCUGCCCCCCGGGAUAUUUUGGGAAGCGGUGCGAGGAGCGGUGUGACUGCGUCCACGGCUUGUCCUGCCACCACCAAACCGGAGCGUGUCACUGCCAGAAGGGAUGGCGAGGGAGGCACUGUGACAAACCGUGUUUGCCAGGCCGGUUUGGCACGGGCUGUGCCCAGCGGUGCCGCUGUCCCCCCGGCAGCCCCUGCCACCACCUGACGGGCGCCUGCGGUUGUCCCCCGGGAUUCACCGGCCACGGCUGCGAGAAAACUUGUCCACCGGGCACAUACGGGAGGAACUGUAACGGAGUGUGCCAGUGCUCUGCCGAGAACCAGGAAUGUCACCCUGUGACUGGAGAAUGCUCCUGCAUCCCAGGGUACCACGGUGACCAGUGCCACCUCCGGUGUCCAAAAGGUACUUAUGGUUCAAACUGCCAAAAUCCCUGUAAAUGCAUGAACGGAGGCCACUGCGACCCCGCGUCGGGAACGUGUGAUUGCGCGCCCGGUUUCAUUGGAGCCGACUGCAGUAAAACUUGCCCUGAAAACCGAUAUGGGAAGGACUGCGCCCAGUUCUGUGCCUGUGGUAAAGGUCAGUGUGACCCACGGACUGGCAAGUGCUCCUGUCCCCCUGGCCAAAUGGGACCUGGCUGUCAGCAAGUGUGUCCCCAGGGACAGUAUGGCCCCAGCUGCCACCUGACAUGUACCUGUCAGAAUGGUGGCAUCUGUGACCACGUGGAUGGCAACUGCACCUGUGGGCUGGGCUGGACAGGAAGAUCCUGUGAGAAAGCAGAAUGUCUCCCAGGGAAGUACGGGUCUGGCUGCACCUUGGACUGCUCGUGCCAGCACAAUGGCACCUGUGACAGGUUCACAGGGUGCUGCCAGUGCCCCCAGGGCUACUACGGGCACUCCUGCGAGCACAGGUGCCCCCUUGGAUUUCAUGGGCUGGGCUGUCUUAACCCCUGUACCUGUAAAAAUGGAGCGAGCUGUGAUGCAGUGACAGGACAGUGCAUUUGUCCUUUGGGGUAUCAUGGUGUCCACUGUGAAAAAGCCUGUGACAGGGGUUGGUUUGGUGAGAGGUGCCAGCGUCAGUGUGACUGCGGAGAUGCUCCUUGUGAUCCAGAGACUGGGAAGUGCCUUUGCCCACCUGGGAAGACUGGAGACAAAUGUGACAUUGACUGCAGGUCAGACCGGUAUGGCCCCAACUGCUCCCUGCGGUGCCAAUGUGCCAGCAAAUCCCAGUGCAAUCCAUACAACGGGAACUGCGCCUGCCCAGCCACGUGGAUGGGGCCAACCUGCAGAGAAGGUGGCCCUGCAAAGCUUCCUUUUUAUGAAGAACAAACUCAAGAAAAAGGGAGUAUUUUUCCAAGAACUCUACAACAGUAACAUUUGGACUAAUAAAUGGACUGUUUUAUAUGCACAGACGGUAUUUGAAUUUGGAUAUGAAAAGUUAUUCAAUUCAGCUUGAAUUGUACUGAAGUAUUCACACUUCUUAUGGAAGACUACAGAGGCCAUUUAGUAGUUGGAUCCUUUUAAAAAGCUGAAUCUGUUUCAUGUACUUCUUUCUAGCCUCUUGCCCCUCCAUUAAUCUACUCUGGCCAUUCUUUCUGAUAUUAAUAUAAUUCAUCACUUGAAAGCUCAGACAUGUUUUUAAUCAGACCAGCUCCAAAGAGUAUCAGGAUAAGCAGUGUGUAACACAUCAAUGUUCAGUGAGCCACGCCACGUAUCAGAGACUUUCUAAACCCUGUCUCCUGACAACCACCACCACCACGUUUAAUGAGUGUUUCACAGAUUAUGAAGCUGAUACAGAUCCACUGCAAAAUCACACUGCACAGAAACUAGUGGGAUUCACCAAAACGAUUCCUCUUUGAAUAACAUUGUGUGUUUUAGAGAAACAUGCAGUCUAAUUUUAAACUUGCAGCUGAAG